Molecule: messenger RNA, 1666 nt
Organism: Phlebotomus argentipes
Lineage: Eukaryota; Metazoa; Arthropoda; Insecta; Diptera; Psychodidae
Gene: Ugt301D1
Product: UDP-glucosyltransferase 2
Exons: 3
Coding region: 1-1596 (531 amino acids)
Molecular function (GO): UDP-glycosyltransferase activity
Source: RefSeq, a predicted model, not a curated record
AUGCAGAAAAUCACCCUCAAAGCACUCCUCGUGACUCUCUUCUGCCUUCUCGGCACCGGUGAUGCCCUGAAGAUCCUCUUCAUGGCUCCUUUUCCGGUGCCCAGUCACUGGUUCUGGCUUAAAUCUGUCGUGGAUGGACUUUUGGACAGAGGUCAUGAGGUCACAGCCAUAACGAAUUUUCGUGCCAAAGAGCCGCACUCGAACUACACGGAAAUCAUUCUGGACCCACCUUUCGAUCUGCUAAAGUAUUCACCUGAGCAUUAUAUUUACGAACUGAAAUACCGGAAUGACUUCAGCAACUUGUUUCUCGUGUGGAACGUCGGAUUACUUUCCACCAAAUACGCACUUGAGCAUCCCAAAGUGGCACGUCUGAUAAGGAGUGAUACGGAGGAGUUUGACCUGGUGAUAUCUGAACAAUUCGGCCAGGAGGCAUUCCUCAUGUUCGCACGCAAAUACAACGCGCCCAUUGUCACGAUCAGCACGUACGAUUUCACGGACUUCCUGGAUCUCAACGCGGGCUUCAGAGCGCCCGCUUCGUUCAUUCCUCACAUCCUGCUGCCCUACACCGAUGAGAUGACUCUCAGCCAGCGCGCCUACAAUCUCUUCAUAAGCCUGUGUGAUCGCAUUGUUCGACGAAUUUUCUACAUACCCGCCCAAAAUGCUCUGCUAGAGAAGCACUUCAAGCCUCUCGAGCGAAGUUUGGGUCCCCUGCCCACCGUCCAGGAACUGGAACAGUCCAUAUCUGUGAUUCUCUUCAACAGUCACGCGGCCACUUCGCCGGCGAGGCCAGAAAUGCCGGGUCACGUGAAGAUCGGCGGCAUUCACAUCAGAGAUCCAAAGCCUCUUCCUGCCGAACUGCAGAAAUUCCUCGAUGGCGCUGAUCACGGCGCAGUUCUCUUCAGUCUCGGCUCCCACAUUCAGAGCUCACACUUUGCCAAGGAGAAAAUUCAGGCUUUCAUCAAAGUCUUCGCCAAAAUGAAACAGAGAAUCAUCUGGAAAUACGAGGGAGAUGAUCUCAAGGGCUUGACGCCAAAUGUGCUGAUCCAGAAGUGGAUUCCGCAGGUGGAUGUUUUGGCGCACCAUAAUAUUGUCCUGUUCAUUAAUCACGGAGGGAUAUUCGGCACUCAAGAGAGUGUCCACUACGGUGUUCCCAUGCUCACUAUUCCCUUCUACGCUGAUCAAUUCCGCAAUGCCUAUCGCGCCCAGGCUCGCGGACAUGCGCUCGUGAUCGAAUACGAUGCCAUCACUGAGGAGAACCUCUCGCAGAAGCUCCACAGUUUGCUGACUGAGAAUCACUUCCAGCAGACAGCCGACAAAGUGUCCCAGCUCUUCAAGGACAAUCUCGAGAGUCCACUGAACACCGCCAUGUACUGGAUUGAGUACGUGGGCAGGAACAGAGGAGCGGAUCACCUGAAGUCCGCCGCGAGGAAUCUCAACUGGUUCCAGUAUUUCAUGUUGGACAUCAUCGGACUGCUGAUCGUGGUGUAUUUUGUGAUUGCGACUGCAAUGUACUUCUUAGUGGAGAGAAUCUGUGGGAAGAAGAAGAAAACCAACGAGAAGGAUAAAAAGGUGUCCAAGCAGAAGAAGUCAAAUUAGACUGAUGUUUAGUUCGCAAAAUAAUACAUUGUAAAUUCAAUAUAUCAUUGCAAUAGCUACAAAUCUAUCC